Messenger RNA from Aspergillus nidulans FGSC A4, 363 nucleotides. RefSeq names its product putative prefoldin subunit 1. The coding region runs from base 1 to 363 and encodes 120 amino acids. The record is from RefSeq and is a predicted model, not a curated record. Gene Ontology annotation, cellular component: prefoldin complex. NCBI's taxonomy places the organism in Eukaryota, Fungi, Ascomycota, Eurotiomycetes, Eurotiales, Aspergillaceae. The transcript is spliced from 3 exons. Gene Ontology annotation, biological process: protein folding.
AUGUCUAUCCCAAACGAAGCUCUUCAAAAGCUCCUUCAAGAAAUCGAAUCCCGCGUGAUAACCUCGCAGCAACAGAUUGGGAUCACGAAGGCACAAAUGACAAGCAAAAACCGUGAUAUCCGAAUGCUAGAGCUCACAUCAAAGGAGCUAAGCUCUUUGCCCGCCGAUACUAAUGUUUAUGAGGGCGUCGGAAAGAUGUUCGUUGCGGUCCCUAGAGCCACAGUGGACAAGCGGAUAUCGACAGAGACCGGAGAGUUGAAGGGGGAGAUAGAGAAUCUGGAGAAGAGGAUGAAUUAUUUGGAGAUGACGUUUAAGAACAGUCGGGAGAAUCUGGAGGCUAUUUUGAAGUCUGGACGGGCGUGA